Molecule: messenger RNA, 1063 nt
Organism: Orbicella faveolata
Lineage: Eukaryota; Metazoa; Cnidaria; Anthozoa; Scleractinia; Merulinidae
Product: eukaryotic translation initiation factor 1-like
Biological process (GO): translational initiation
Molecular function (GO): translation initiation factor activity
Source: RefSeq, a predicted model, not a curated record
UACCGUACUCUGAGAUAAGUAGGGUAACGUCUGUGGUGGAAUCGUCCUGAAUCCUUUACAUCGUAGAUUAUAUCGACCUGAUUUUCACCCAGUUGGUGUCACGAAGCUCGCAUGUCAAUCCAGAACUUAGAAACUUAUGAUCCUUUCACGGAUGCUGCCAAGGGUGUCGACGAAUCAUCAAAGCAAGACCAGCCAAUACAUAUUCGCAUUCAGCAACGAAGUGGUCGUAAAACUCUGACAACUGUGCAAGGAAUAAGCGACCACUAUGACAAGAAGAAACUAGUGAAAGCGUUCAAAAAGGAAUUCAAGUGUAAUGGCACCGUCAUUGAAAAUCCAGAGUAUGGAGAGGUGAUACAGCUAACAGGGGAUCAGCGUCAAAAUGUCGGUGCAUUUCUGAAAGCAAUUGAACUGGCUAAAGCAGAGCAGUUAAAUAUCCACGGUUUUUAAGAUGCCUGCAAGGCAUCUUGGACUGAGUAUUCCGUGUAUAUAGAUUUGUACUUAGUCACUGUAGCACAAAAAAGUCCUUUAGACAGUGGUUGAUUCAUCCAUAAAUACAUGUAGGAACUGUUUUAGCAGUGAAAUAUUCUGUUGUAACUUUGAAAAAACUGCAGCUUUCAGUGAUGUAUUUGAGUCACUGUUUGCUUGGUGGUAAGUUAAGUUCUUCAGAUGUUGAAAAUUAAGGCAGAUAUUCUUUUUACAUGUAACUACAUGCAUGAACUAUUUAAGAUUCAUUGUUUAGUGCAAGCGAACAGGUUGAAAACAAUAGUAAUAUUACUACACAGGUCUGUACAAUAGAAGCUACAUCAAAGAUAUUACAGCUUGAAAACUGUAGCUCUGCAAUUUUAAAUUUUGUUGUGAACCUCAAUCAAAACCCUCUUCAUUUCUUUUUAUUUUUAUUUCUAGUGUUUUUGUACCUAAGUAACUGUAAUGAUAAAUUAUUUACUUUGACAAAGAAUAGCUACUUUAUGGCGAUGCACUUGCUUUCAGUAAACAUAUUAUAAAAGUAUUGUCAUUUAAUAGAAACCUUGGCUAAACAAAUGGUAAAGAAGUACAUCUAACCAAA